This is a messenger RNA of Manis javanica (Malayan pangolin), 1748 nucleotides long. The record is from RefSeq and is a predicted model, not a curated record. NCBI's taxonomy places the organism in Eukaryota, Metazoa, Chordata, Mammalia, Pholidota, Manidae.
GUAAUUUUUUUAAGAAUCAAAGGGGAAAAUCUGUACAACACAAAUACCAUUUAACAAGAACAGGGGAGCCACGGAGCGGGCAGCUGCGGGCUCCACCCCCAGCAGCUCUGCCAUCUGGGUCAGGACGCGGUGGCCGCGGUGCUGGACCUCAGGACCUGCGGGCUCGGGGACCACUGCCGCCCGCCGCUUCCCUUGCGCCCGCUUCGCCCGCAGGUCCCCGGUCCCCAGCCACGAACUACAGGGAAACCACAGCGAGCACAGUAACAAAAAAAAAGAAAUGCCUCAUUCCACCAACAAAGAGCUGAUCCUUGGCAUCAUGGUGGGAACUACUGGAAUCAGCUUGGUGCUUCUGUGGUACCACAAGGUUCGCAAACCAAGGAUAGCAAUGAAUUUACCUAAGUUUCUUUCUCUGGGUAAUACAUUUGGUUCGAUGACUUUGCAAGAUGAACAUGGCCAAGGAACAGCAGCCAUCUUUCAAGGAAGGCAACUUCAGAUAUUGGAGAAGUUAAAUGAAUUACUGACAAAUAUAGAAGAACUCAAAAAGGAGAUCAGAGUUCUUGAAGAAGCCAUCCCAAAGCUGGAGGAAUAUAUCCAAGGCGAACUUGAAGGAAAGGUAACUGUCCGUAAGGUAAGUCCUCAGCACAGAGCUAGAAAAAGAAGACUUGCCACGGCUCAAAAUUCAGCAACAAGUAAUAGUUCAGAGGAAGCAGAAAGUGAAGGAGGGUAUAUUACAGCUAAUACUGACACAGAAGAACAGAAUUUUCCAGUCUCUAAAGCAUUUAACACACAUGUGCAAGAAUUAAAUUUAGAUGUCCUUCUUCAGAAAGCAGAUAACUUAUGUAUGAACGAGUCUAGCAAGAUGGAGAGUUUUGAACUACUUUGUGACCACAAAGAAAAGUUUAGAGAUGAAAUAGAGUUUAUUUGGCGGUUUGCUCGUGCUUAUGGAGACAUGUAUGAGCUAUCUACAGAUACUCAAGAAAAGAAACAUUAUGCUAAUAUUGGAAAGACAUUAGGUGAAGCUAUUACUAGAGCACCCAUGAACGGAUAUUGUCAUCUGUGGUAUGCUGUUUUGUGUAGCUAUAUGUCUGAGUUUGAAGGCUUACAAAACAAAAUCAACUAUGGACAUCGCUUCAAGGAACAUCUAGAGAAAGCAAUUGAAUUUUUACCUGAGGAACCCUUUUUGUAUUACCUGAAGGGAAGAUACUGUUAUACUGUCUCAAAACUGAGCUGGAUUGAAAAAAAAAUGGGUGCUACUGGAAAAACACCAUCCUCAACUAUACAAGAAGCUUUACAAAAUUUCCUUAAGUGUUAUGUCAAUCUUGAGCAAAUCAGUGAUGCUGAGAAGUUCUGUAAUCUGGCAGUGUUGCCUCCAUGUGUAACCAAAGAGGAUAAAGAUGCACAGAAAGAAGCGAAAAAAAUAAGUACUUCCUUGAAAAGAUAAAUAAAAGAACUUACUCUUCAACAAAUCAGAUGUGGUCUAUCUACUAAGAUUUAAACUUAAACUAAUCAAAGCUGUGCUUUUUAUUUUGUUUUCUUUUUGAUGUAAGGGUAAUGUGCUCAAAUUUGAAGGUAAAACCAUGUUUCUGCAGAAUGCAUUCCACUUGCAGCACUAGAGAACUAACUCUGUUACUUGGAGAAAUCUAUUCCCUAUAAUGUCAGUACAAAAUGAUCUUUAAACAUGUAUGCUUUAUAUUUUUCCUAUCAAUAAACUAUAGUCUUCAGAAUAUUUCUUCAAAUAAAAUAUUUAA